GAGAUCAGAUAUAGUGAAUGCGGGGUCCGGGGAGAGCGGAUAUAGUGAAUGCAGGGUCCGGGGAGACCAGAUAUAGUGAAUGCGGGGUCCGCGGAGAGCAGAUAUAGUGAAUGCGGGGUCCGGGGAAAGCGUAUAUAGUGAAUGCAGGGUCCAGAGAGACCAGAUAUAGUGAAUGCGGGGUCCGGGGAGACCGGAUAUAGUGAAUGCAGGGUCCGGGGAGACCAGAUAUAGUGAAUGCAGGGUCCGGGGAGACCAGAUAUAGUGAAUGCAGGGGUCCGGGGAGAGCGGAUAUAGUGAAUGCGGGGUCAGGGGAGAGCGGAUAUAGUGAAUGCAGGGGUCCGGGGAGACCAGAUAUAGUGAAUGCGGGGUCCGGGGAGACCAGAUAUAGUGAAUGCGGGGUCCGGGGAGACCAGAUAUAGUGAAUGCAGGGUCCGGGGAGA
This is a messenger RNA of Staurois parvus, 440 nucleotides long. NCBI's taxonomy places the organism in Eukaryota, Metazoa, Chordata, Amphibia, Anura, Ranidae. The record is from the annotation of a GenBank genome assembly.